Messenger RNA from Saprolegnia diclina VS20, 1722 nucleotides. RefSeq lists its product as hypothetical. The transcript has 3 exons. The coding region runs from base 1 to 1722 and encodes 573 amino acids. The record is from RefSeq and is a predicted model, not a curated record. NCBI's taxonomy places the organism in Eukaryota, Oomycota, Saprolegniomycetes, Saprolegniales, Saprolegniaceae.
AUGUUCACCGACGUGGCGGCGUACGUCAAGAGAAAGGACGACCAUGUCAAGUUCCUCGUCGACGAGUGGUUUGGAGCUGUGGUGGAGGCCAAAGCUGGUCUCAAAGAGCGGCCGCCGGCGACGGCCCAUGGCCUGUAUGGGCUCGUCCUCGCCUUGGCAUGCGACAAGGACCUUGCCCUCGCGAUGGCGGGCAGCGACUUGCACGAUGGGAUGAAGAGCACGUGGGCGGCUCUACACUGUGCCAACCUUCUCGCGGCCAAGUCGGCCCGUGUCGCGGCAGCCACGGGCUUCGCGAACCUUGUCUUACGGACGGACGAGGACGAGGUGCGCGUCGCGGCCAUCUGCCCACGGAACGCUGUCCUGUCGUCGCCCAAGCUUUGCUUUAUCGGCGGCGAUGAUAUCCCUGGGCUUCGUCUCGCUGUCGUGCUCUCUAACGUGGCCUUGACGCUGGUCCCGGCCCCGGUCGUGGACCCGGACGAUGCUGCCGCGGGGUCGAACGGCGCCGCGCCUGUCGGGAACAACGACACACCCAAGGCGGCUGCGCAUUACCUGGUCGUCGAUGCACCGAUUGUCAUCGCCGCUCUAAACAAGGCGGCCGCCCUCGGUGUUGUCGUCGACCUGCCUGCCAAGAUGCAGGAAGUCUUCGCCAAGUCGAAGACGGCCGUGCUCGCCGAUGUGGACCUGUCGGCCAACACGUCGUGGCUGCGCCACAACUUUGUGGCGCAUGCGCCACUGCGCGAGAGCGCGCCGGCGCUGUCCAAGGCGGAGCUUCGGGGCGCUCCGGCGCCAGUCCGCGGGCCAAGCGACAAGUCAGCUGAGCCCCAGCUGCCAACCCGCAACCGUCCGGCUGACAAGAACCGCUCGGUAGCAUCCUCAGCGCCGGAGCCAAUCCCAAGCCCAAGCGCACCCACGACAGAGAAGGACGCAGCAGUCCCGGCGACGGCCGCGAACGACAAGGACGCUUUGGUCGUCGCGCACGCCCAGCACAAGACGCUGUUGGCUCAGCAAGCCCAACAGGAGCAAGCGGCCGACGAGGCCCGGCGGCUGCACACGAGCCAAGUCGCAGCUCUUGACGCGCGCUGCAAGGCCGCAGAGGCAGGACGCAUGGCGGCGGAGGCGCGCUCGCACAUGCUUGAAAUCGAGCUCGCCAAGGCGCAGACAACCGCCGCCGUCGGCGCCGUCCAGAACGCCGGCCUCCAAGAGGCGCUCGGCGUGGCUAGCGACCGCCUCGCCAGUCUCCAGCUGCACAACACGUGGCUGGCAGCACAGCUGAACGCGGCUGCUCAAGGCGCGCCUGCAUAUUGGUCCGCGCCACCUCAAGGCGCGCCUGCAUAUUGGUCCGCGCCACCUCGAGGCGCGCCGGCACAUUGGUCUGCGCUACCUCAAGGCGCGCCGGACGUGGACAUGUCGGCCGUGGACAUGGAGGAAGGCUUCUAUGACGACGCGGCACCGGCACCGUCGCCCUCUGGCCAACCUGCGCCGCCGCAAGCCGACACGACGCCCGCGCGCACCAAGGGCAGCCUCAACGAGACGCUCUUCGGUCUUUUGAACGAGAUGCCAGCGGCCAAGGCGCGAAGCAAGGCGACUCCUGCCCCACAGCCGGCUACGGGCACCAACCCGUUUGCCCCGUCCCCAGCUCGCAAGCGCUCAAGUACCGUGCCUCGCAAGCGCCCCGCCGGACCUGCCAUGCACGCCCCGGCCAAGAAGGUCAACCAGGCGUAG